AUGGUAAUAGUUCAGCUGAUGCAGUACCACAAUAAGACCUACCUCUUGAACAUUCCAAACUGGGAUUGGCGUCGCGGCGAUGAUGCCAUCUGUGUGGCAGAACUGAAACUAGGCUUCUUGGCUCAGAAUUGUCUAGCUCCAGGAUUUUCCACCCUCCUUGCCAAUCUCUUUACAAUGCGCACCUACCGCAAAUCGGAGAGUCAGGAUGGAAACUGGCUCAACGAUUACAUGGAGGGCGCGGGAAUGGAGAUGUACACAGAACAAUUUUCUCCCUCUUUUGAAAAAAUGACUUUUGCUGCUGCCGCUGAACUCUGUUUCAGUAGACUUCGACUUCUGUUGAUUGCUGUGCAAUGCAAAGGCAGUUUGGAGACCCACAUUGUCAUUAACCCCAACGUAAGUUGUUUUCUCUGGAUUUAA
Messenger RNA from Hydatigera taeniaeformis, 417 nucleotides. Lineage: Eukaryota; Metazoa; Platyhelminthes; Cestoda; Cyclophyllidea; Taeniidae. The record is from the annotation of a GenBank genome assembly.